Messenger RNA from Coregonus clupeaformis (lake whitefish), 1548 nucleotides. Its product is annotated as exocyst complex component 6-like. The annotation marks the transcript as partial. The transcript has 13 exons. Gene Ontology annotation, biological process: intracellular protein transport; Golgi to plasma membrane transport; exocytosis. NCBI's taxonomy places the organism in Eukaryota, Metazoa, Chordata, Actinopteri, Salmoniformes, Salmonidae. Gene Ontology annotation, cellular component: exocyst; membrane. The record is from RefSeq and is a predicted model, not a curated record.
CACGAGACAGUGGAGGGGUACCGCGUGUACUUCAAUCAGAUCCUAGGGUUUUUCGUGGUGGAGGAUCACAUUCUGCACGCCACACAGGGACUGGUGACCAGAGCCUUUACUGAUGAACUGUGGAACAUGGCCCUGUCGAAGAUCAUUGCGUGCUCCCGCACACACUCUUCGUACUGCAGUGAUCCUGACCUGGUGCUGGAGCUGAAGAACCUCAUUGUCAUAUUUGCAGACACAUUACAGGGUUAUGGCUUCCCAGUGAACAGACUGUUUGACCUGCUGUUUGAGAUCAGAGACCAGUACAAUGAAACGCUGCUGAAGAAAUGGGCUCUGGUCUUCAGGGAGAUCUUUGAAUUGGACAACUACAGCCCGAUCCCUGUAGAAACCGAAGAAGAGUACAAGUCUGUUAUUAGUAGAUUCCCCUUCCACGACGCAGAAAUUGAAAAGCAAGACUUUCCAAAGAAGCUGCCCAUGUCUCAGUCUGUUCCUCAGAUCUACGUCCAGGUCAAGGAGUUCAUCUAUGCCAGCCUUAAAUUCUCCGAGUCACUGCAUCGCAGCUGGACGGAGAUCGAUGACAUGCUCCGUAAAUCCACCAACCUGUUGUUGACGAGGACACUGAGUGGCUGUCUCCAGAACCUCAUCAAGAAACCCCAUAUAGGACUGACUGAGUUGGUCCAGAUCAUCAUCAACACAACCCAUCUGGAGCAGGCCUGUAAAUACCUGGAGGACUUCAUCACCAACAUCACUAACGUCUCACCUGAGACCGUGCACACCACACGUCUCUACGGCCUUUCUACCUUUAAGGAUGCACGUCAUGCAGCGGAGGGAGAGAUCUACACCAAACUGAACCAGAGUACCAUUGACAUGAAGAUAGAUGAGUUUAUCCAGCUGGCAGACUAUGACUGGGGCAUGCCAGAGUCAGACGGCCAGGCCAGUGGAUACCUUAUGGACCUCAUUAACUUCCUCCGCAGCACCUUCCAGGUCUUCACACACCUGCCGGGUAAAGUGGCCCAGACAGCCUGUAUGUCAGCGUGUAAGCACCUGUCCACGUCCCUGAUGCAGAUGCCCUUGGACAGCGAGCUGAAGCAGAUCAGCAUGGGAGCCAUUCAGCAGUUCAACCUGGACGUCAUACAGUGUGAAUUGUUUGCCAGCUCAGAGCCUGUGCCAGGAUUCCAGGGGGACACUUUACAGCUGGCAUUCAUCGACCUCCUUCAGCUGCUGGACCUGUUCAUGGUGUGGGACUGGUCUACGUAUCUGGCUGACUACGGACAGCCCACCUCCAAGUACCUCCGGGUCAACCCCUCCACUGCGCUAGCACUUUUGGAAAAAGUCUACAGGGGAAUGAAGGACACCAGUAAGAAGAACAACAUAUUUUCUCAGUUCAGGAAGAAUGACAGAGACAAACAGAAGCUGAUUGAGACGGUGGUGAAACAGCUGAGGAGCCUUGUCAAUGGGAUGUCUCAGCACUCCUAGAAUAGACACACACAGUCAGAGACACACACACACAGUCAGAGACACACACACACAGUCAGAGACACACACACACAGUCA